CCAAACCGAACCGGAAUUUUUACGAUAUCUUUCUUUCUCAUACAAGAAAAGUGCUCGACAGAACCCAAAAGAAAUGCAAAUUGCUGGCUUCACUCUCUGGUCGAAUCAAAUCGAAGAACGAAAUUGAACAAGUACAUAAAUCUAGGCCAAGUAACAAAGACUGAAAACGAACUUAACAAAGGAGAAGGGAAGUUCCAGAGAGAGAGAUUGAGAGAGAAUGGCGGACUAUCACUUUGUUUACAAGGACGUGGAAGGAGCAUCGACGCAGUGGGACGACAUACAGAGAAAGCUAGGGAACCUACCGGCAAAGCCACCGGCGUUCAAGCCAGCACCUUUCACUCCAGCCGAGGAUGAAGCCUCUCUUCCAAAGGACAAGUCCUGGAUCGAUGAAAAGACCGAACAGGACCUGGAAGACCUGGAAGACAAUCCCGAUCUCGACGAUGAUCGCUUCCUUGAAGAUUACAGGAAGAAGAGGCUGGCUGAGUUGAGAGAAGCAGCUAAGGUUGCGAGGUUUGGAUCAGUUGUGCCGAUUUCAGGAUCAGAUUUCGUGCGGGAGGUUUCGCAAGCUCCGGCUGAUGUUUGGGUUGUUGCGGUUCUCUACAAAGAAGGAAUUGCGGAAUGUGGAGUGUUGAUGCAGUGCUUGGAAGAUUUGGCUACGAAAUACCCAGCUACCAAAUUUGUCAAAAUAAUAUCAACCGACUGCAUCCCAAAUUACCCAGAUCGUAAUGUUCCCACUGUUUUGGUGUACAACAAUGGUGCUGUCAAAGCAAAUUACGUGGGCUUGCAGAGCUUUGGCAGGAGAUGCACACCUGAAGGUGUAGCAUUAGUCCUCUGCCAAUCAGAUCCUGUGCUCAAUGAUGGCCAGAGCGGAAAUGAUCGGUCAAGGAAAGCUGUGAUCGACGGAGUUCGCAAGAGGUUUAUAGAGAAAGUUGUGACAGAGCAUGAAAAUGAUGACGAUGGAUCUUCAAGUGAUUAGGUUUUAUAUUGGUCCCUUUUGUAAGAGUUUGAGUUUAGAUGAAACAAAUGACUCUUGUUUGUGCAUCUUUUUUGUUCUUGUACAACCUUUUUGGUUUUCUCAUUAUUUGUGAAAGAGUAUGAUUGUGAUGUGUUAAGAGUAAUGGAGCUUUGUAUGCUACUAGAA
Messenger RNA from Prunus dulcis (almond), 1141 nucleotides. RefSeq names its product phosducin-like protein 3. The record is from RefSeq and is a predicted model, not a curated record. Gene Ontology annotation, biological process: protein folding. The transcript has 4 exons. The coding region runs from base 218 to 976 and encodes 252 amino acids. Lineage: Eukaryota; Viridiplantae; Streptophyta; Magnoliopsida; Rosales; Rosaceae. Gene Ontology annotation, cellular component: cytoplasm.